Myxocyprinus asiaticus (Chinese sucker) is the source of this 5340-nucleotide messenger RNA. Its product is annotated as cystic fibrosis transmembrane conductance regulator. Gene Ontology annotation, cellular component: apical plasma membrane; cytosol; plasma membrane. The transcript is spliced from 27 exons. Lineage: Eukaryota; Metazoa; Chordata; Actinopteri; Cypriniformes; Catostomidae. The record is from RefSeq and is a predicted model, not a curated record. Gene Ontology annotation, biological process: chloride transmembrane transport; bicarbonate transport. Bases 242 to 4699 code for a protein of 1485 amino acids. Gene Ontology annotation, molecular function: ABC-type transporter activity; ATP binding; ATP hydrolysis activity.
UUCUCUCGCUGAUGACUGUCCAUUCGCUGCUGUGAAUCUAAGCAAGACUAGACAGAACUUUGAUGUUCUUUCUGAGAUACGAGAGAUUUUUCUUUAUCGUCUUAAUACUGGCAGCAAAUACCUCAACAAUAUCAUCAGUCACUUACGCGCAGUGGAGGACAGCGCUCGCAAACUCCAUUCAACGGAGAGGCGUUAAACUGACACCCGAUGUGAGCGGUGUCACCCCCGGCGGACAUUUAGGAUGCAGAGAUCACCUGUGGAGGAUGCCAACUGCCUCUCAAGAUACUUCUUUUGGUGGACAAACCCAAUUAUGAGAAAGGGUUUUAAGGAGAAACUCAGGCCAUCAGAUGUUUAUCAAGCUCCCAGUCAAGAUACAGCAGAUGUCCUUGCAGAACGUUUGGAGAAAGAAUGGGACAGAGAAGUUGCUUCUGGUAGGAAAAAGCCCAGUCUCCUGCGAGCACUUGCACGAUGCUUCAUACAACCUUUUCUGUUAUUUGGCGUCCUCCUAUAUAUAGGCGAGGCCACAAAAACAGUGCAGCCACAGCUUUUAGGGCGGAUCAUUGCAUCAUUUGACCCAGCCCAUGAACCAGAGCGAGCCAUGGGCUACUUUCUUGCAUUGGGCCUUGGCUUGCUAUUCACUGCCCGCUUUCUCUUGCUCCAACCAGCCAUGUUUGGACUACACCGCUUGGGCAUGCAGAUCAGAAUUGCACUUUUUAGCAUAAUCUACAAAAAGACUUUGAAACUUUCCAGCCGAGUCCUGGACAAGAUCAGCACAGGUCAGCUGGUCAGUCUGAUGUCAGCCAACCUGGGCAAGUUUGAUCAGAGCCUGGGAAUGGCCCAUUUUAUAUGGAUAUCACCAUUGCAAUGCAUCCUGUGUACAGGGCUUAUCUGGGAACUCAUUGAUGUCAAUAGCUUCUGUGCACUUGCUGCCAUCUCUUUACUCGGAGUCUUGCAGGCCUUUCUGUCACAUAAAAUGGGCCCUUACAAAGCACAAAAAGUAAUACUGACCAAUAAGCGCUUGGCUCUGACCUCAGAGAUCAUGGAGAACCUGCAUUCGGUGAAGGCCUAUGGCUGGGAGGAGAUAAUGGAGACCCUCAUCAAAAACAUAAGACAGGAUGAGGUAAAGUUGACCAGGAAGAUUGGCUCCCUGCGCUACUUCUACAGCUCUGCCUACUUUUUCUCAGCCAUCUUUGUGAUUGUGGCAGCAGUGGUACCUCAUGCCCUCAGCCGAGGUAUCAACCUACGUCGUAUAUUCACCACUCUCUCCUACUGUAUGGUGCUGCGUAUGACUGUCACUCGACAACUGCCCGGCUCCAUCCAGAUGUGGUACGACACCAUGCGGCUCAUUUGGAAGAUUGAAGAAUUUCUCAGUAAGGAAGAAUACAAGUUAAUGGAAUACGAUCUCAGCAUCACAGAGCUGGAACUUAAAAAUGUGACUGCAUCUUGGGAUGAGGGUACUGGUGAACUUUUGGAGAGGAUCAAACAGGAGAACAAAGCUAAUGGCCACCCCAAUGGAGAUGCAGGUCUCUUCUUCACCAACCUGUAUGUGACUCCUGUACUGAAGGAUAUCAGCUUGAGACUAAAGAAGGGAGAGAUGUUAGCUGUUGCUGGUUCAAUGGGAUCUGGGAAAAGCUCAUUGUUGAUGACCAUCCUUGGAGAGCUGGUUCCCUCCGCUGGGAAGAUUCGACACAGCGGUCGAAUCUCCUACUCCUCCCAAACAGCCUGGAUCAUGCCCGGCACCAUUCGAGACAACAUCCUCUUUGGCCUGACUUAUGAUGAGUAUCGAUAUAAGAGUGUGGUCAAAUCAUGCCAGCUUGAAGAGGAUCUGGCUACUCUGCCUGAGAAGGAUAAGACACCUAUGGCUGAGGGGGGUUUAAAUCUGAGUGGAGGUCAGAAGGCGCGUGUGGCUCUGGCCAGGGCUGUAUAUAGAGAUGCUGAUGCUUACCUGCUUGAUGCACCUUUUACUCACCUGGAUAUUGCAACAGAAAAAGAGAUAUUUGACAAAUGUCUGUGUAAGCUGAUGGCCUCCAAGACACGCAUCUUGGUAACCAAUAAGAUUGACCACUUGAAGCGGGCCGAUAAGAUCCUGCUGCUCCACAACGGUGAAAGUUUCUUCUACGGCACCUUUUCCGAUCUUCAAUCAGAGCGACCUGAUUUCAGCUCUUUGCUUCUGGGUUUGGAGGCCUAUGACAAUAUCAACGCCGAGCGUCGUUGCUCCAUCCUCACAGAGACUCUCCGCCGUGUCUCAGUGGAUGAAAACGCAGGCAUACGACAUGAGCGCACCUCCUAUCGUCAGGUGCCCUCCUCCAAGCCCAUGUACAUAGAUGAACGAAAAUCCUCAGUGAUCCUGAACCCUCUCGGAGCAGCUCGUAAAGCAUCCUUCAUUCAGGUACCAGAGGAAGAGGUACGACGGACGUUACCAGAUCGAAAGUUCUCUUUGGUACCUGAGAACGAGCUAGUGGAUGAGUCCUUUAUGGGGAGUGAUGUAUAUCAUAAUCAUGGAGUGCACAUGGCAGGCCAGAGAAGACAAUCAGUGUUAGCCUUCAUGACCAAUACACAAAGCCAGGGCCGACGUGACCACCUUCAGUCGUCUUUCCGUCGACGGCUCUCUGUUGUGCCACAGAGUGAACUGGCAUCUGAGCUGGACAUCUAUACCCGCCGCCUGUCAAACAGCGCCUAUGACAUAACUGGGGUGCUAGAGGAAGAAAACACUGAGGCAUGCUUAGUUGAUGAAAUAGAUGAAAUAGAGGAGACAUUUGAAACGACAAAAUGGAACACAUAUGUCAGAUAUGUGUCGAAUAACAAAAGUCUUCUUUAUGUUCUGAUCUUCAUCCUCAUUAUUGCUGCAGUUGAGGUUGCGGGCUCUGUAGCAGGGAUUUUUCUGAUAACUGAUGAACUUUGGAAAGAGGAGCAUCACCGCUCUGAGCCAAAUUUGACAAAAUACUCCAACUUGUCCUCACCUGAAAAAAACUAUGCCAUCAUUGUGACCCCCACCAGCAACUAUUACAUUCUCUACAUCUAUGUAGCCACUUCAGAGAGCCUCCUGGCUAUGGGAUUUUUCAGGGGUCUUCCGCUUGUCCACACCAUGAUCACAAUAUCCAAGAAACUGCACCAGAAGAUGUUGCGUGCUGUCCUCGGGGCACCAAUGUCUGUGCUCAAUACCAUGAAGACAGGUCGAAUCAUGAAUAGGUUCACCAAAGACAUGGCCACAAUAGACGACAUGCUUCCUCUGCUCAUGUUUGACUUUGUCCAGUUGACUGUGGUGGUGGUAGGAUGUAUUCUUGUGGUGUCCAUCGUGCGGCCGUACAUAUUUCUUGCGGCUACUCCCCUUGCCAUCAUUUUCAUUGUGAUGAGGAAGUACUUUCUGCGUACGGGUCAACAGCUGAAGCAGCUGGAGACAGAAGCUCGGAGCCCCAUUUUCUCCCAUCUUAUCAUCUCUCUGAAGGGUCUGUGGACCAUAAGGGCCUUUGAACGGCAAACCUACUUUGAGAACCUGUUCCAGAAGGCCAUGAACACCCACACAGCCACCUGGUUCCUCUACCUGUCAACCCUACGAUGGUUCCUCUUCCGAGCCGACAUAAUCUUCGUGUUUUUUUUCACGCUGGCUGCCUGGAUUGCGGUAGGAACCAACCAGGAUAAACCGGGUGAGAUUGGUAUCAUCAUAUGCCUGGCAAUGCUCAUUCUAGGCACCUUCCAGUGGUGUGUUGCCACCAGCAUUGCAGUAGACGGAAUGAUGCGUUCUGUUGACCGGGUUUUUAAGUUUAUCGACCUACCGUCUGAGACACCCAAACUGCACCGAAGCAAAGGCUCAGACCUGAUUACUGAGAAUGUGAAUGCCCGGCCUGACACAAGCUGGCCCAACCACGGUCAAAUUGAUGUGCGGAAUGUUACGGUCAAAUACACAGAAGCAGGUCAUGCUGUCCUUAAGAACCUCUCCUUCACUGUGGAAGGUGGACAGAGGGUGGGCAUAUUGGGCCGAACAGGUUCUGGGAAGAGCACUCUGUUCAAUGCUCUCCUAAAGCUGGUUUACACAGAUGGGGACAUCUCCAUUGACGGAGUCAACUGGAACAAAAUGUCGCUUCAGAAGUGGAGAAAAGCUUUUGGAGUAGUGCCUCAGAAAGUCUUCAUCUUUACGGGAACAUUCCGCAUGAACCUGGACCCUUAUGGUUGCCAUUGUGAUGAGGAGCUGUGGCGGGUUGUUGAGGAGGUUGGUCUCAAGUCCUUGAUUGAACAGUUUCCUGAUAAACUGGACUUUCAGCUGGAAUAUGGAGGCUACGUACUGACUAAUGGCCACAAACAGCUCAUAUGUCUGGCUCGCUCCAUUCUCAGCAGAGCUCGCAUCCUCCUUCUGGAUGAGCCUAGUGCCCACCUUGAUCCAAUAACAAUAAAGGUAUUAAAGAAGACACUACGACAGUCUUUUUCCAAAUGCACUAUAUUACUGUCUGAACAUAAAGUGGAACCACUACUUGAGUGCCAGUCUUUCUUGAUGAUGGAGAAAGGCCAGGUGAAGAAUUACGAUUCCAUUCAGAGGCUGCUGAAUGAGACCAGUCAUCUAAAGCAGGCCAUAAGUUCAGCUGACCGGCUCAAACUCUUCCCCCGCCGGAAUUCAAGCAUGCGCGUUCCUCAAUCCAAACUCGGCUCUGUUACUCAAACGCUCCAGGAGGAGGCAGAGGACAAUAUCCAAGACACUCGCCUCUGAGCAUCUCAAAUUGAACUUCCAACUCAAGCUGUUUUAUAAAGGUCUCAAAUAGUACAUUAUAUUGGAUGGCCUAUCUUUGGAACACAUUUGAGGGGGAGAUUGUUUUGAACAAGACAUGUAUGGUAGAAGGCACAGGUGGUACUCCAUAGCCUAUCACGAUGUAUAUUAGUGAGGUCAGGAAUAAUUGAACACUGCAAGGAUCAUUAUAAUGUAACUAUUUGUUGAUCAUGUCAAACAUUUUCAUCUUUUAUUUCACUUAACAUUUAAUUUAUUGAGACUAUAUCUGACAUUCUUUUGAAAGUGCAGUAAUUGGUCUGGCAUGAAUCAUGAAAAUGAAAUGACUCUUUAUGGUCUAAUUUCUUUAGACAUGUCAUGGAACUAGGAAAGGAAUUUCUGACUUUUUUUUAAAAGUGUAAAUAUAAGCUAAAGUCUUUUCUGUAAAACAAAUAUAUUUUUCAAGACUUCGUUUCUCUCCUCUCGUUAAUUAAAGUGGGUUUUGUGUCAUCAGGAAUGACCGCAGUGCUGCUCUUACCUUAUAUUGUAUUCUGCCAGAGAAGAUUCAGGGGAGAGGACACAAAAACAUAGGUGAUAAACUAUUACAGCUGAAUGGUUCAAUCGUUUUGAAUUAUUCAGUUUCAAAU